This is a messenger RNA of Linum tenue, 2827 nucleotides long. Lineage: Eukaryota; Viridiplantae; Streptophyta; Magnoliopsida; Malpighiales; Linaceae. The record is from the annotation of a GenBank genome assembly.
UGUUCCUUUCUCCAACCAAAUCCAAAACUUAAAAGAAGUGAAAAGACCCAUCAUUGUCUGUCUCUCUCGAUUUCGUGCGUGGAAUUGCGUGCUACUGCUUUACUUCCAUUCCAGUCCUUUAUUUUGGGAUCAGGACGGGAUUUGGGCGUCUCCUACCCCGAGCCGAUAAGAUACUAAGAUAGAAUCUUGUUCUUUUCCCCUGUUUUUCUACACGAUUGAAGAACGGCCGCCAACGAGCGAGAGAGAGAGAGAAGGCAGAGCUUUUGAGCUGCUGGUCGGUUUCGAUGGUUGCUAGUCGUAAUAUGCACAGCAGCAGCAAUUCUGCAGCAAAGUAUUGCUCAUCGUCAGGGUUUGGGAGUUUGGCCAGGAGGAAGCAAGUUGAUUCGGUUCUGGCCAAGAGGGAACAAGGGCCUCGGUUGGCACAGAGACUCUCUGUUAUUGAUGUCGUUGCCAUUGGAGUGGGAGCUACAAUUGGCGCUGGUGUGUAUGUUCUUGUUGGAACAGUAGCGAGAGAGCAGGCAGGACCUGCUCUAACUGUUUCAUUCCUGAUUGCUGGAGUAGCAGCAGCUCUCUCUGCAUUUUGUUAUGCUGAACUCGCAAGCCGGUGUCCCUCUGCUGGAAGUGCCUAUCACUAUGCUUACAUCUGCAUAGGAGAAGGUGCUGCAUGGUUAAUUGGGUGGGCGCUUAUUCUUGAAUACACUCUUGGAGGUUCAGCUAUUGCUCGUGGCUUAACUCCAAAUCUGGCAUUAUUUUUUGGAGGACAGGAAAACCUGCCGUCUUUAUUGUCCCGCCACACCAUCCCCGCACUAGGGAUCGUUGUAGAUCCUUGUGCAGCGGUUCUGGUUCUCAUUGUGACUAUACUUUUGUGCAUGGGAAUCAAAGAGAGUUCAUUGGCACAAACUGUCGUGACAACAAUAAAUAUAUGCGGGAUGAUCUUUAUCAUAACAGCUGGUGGAUACAUAGCUUUCAAGAACGGAUGGCCUGGAUAUGAUCUGGCUACCGGGUAUCUUCCUUUUGGAUUCAAUGGGAUGCUUGCAGGAUCUGGGAUAGUGUUCUUUUCGUUCAUUGGCUUUGAUGUAGUAGCUAGCACGGCUGAAGAGGUAUAUUAUGAACACUGAUUAAAAAGUGUAUUUAAUGUGGAAAAAAAACUGGAACAAAAUAGUUAAAGAUGUGGAACAAUGGCUCCAUUUAAUUUUUUUUUUUUUUCAUUUAUGGUUUCCUUCUGGGACAGGUGAAAAAUCCAAAACGAGAUUUGCCCAUUGGUAUGGGCAUAUCAUUAUCUAUAUGUUGCAUUUUGUACAUGCUUGUUUCUGUUGUCGUCGUUGGGUUAGUGCCAUACUAUGCACUUGAUCCAGACACACCAAUCUCUUCAGCUUUUGCUUCAUAUGGGAUGCAGUGGGCAGUGUAAGCAUGAACUUUAAUAGGAAUGUCCAACUCUUUCAAUUUCCAAGCCACCUGCUUUGGUGGUGUCCAUAACCCCAUCUAUAAUUUAUCAUUCGGCAGGUACAUAAUAACAGCAGGGGCAGUAACAGCUCUUUGUGCAAGUCUCAUGGGUUCACUUCUUCCACAGCCCAGGAUGUUUAUGGCUAUGGCUAGAGAUGGAUUGCUACCGUCAUUCUUUUCAGACAUAGAUAAACACACUCAAGUUCCAGUAAAGAGUACGAUAGUGAUCGGGAUUCUUGCUGCAGCCCUAGCCUUUUUCAUGGAUGUUUCACAGUUAGCAGGGAUGGUGAGUGUGGGCACACUACUUGCAUUCACUGCUGUUGCGGUUUCUGUCCUGAUACUGAGAUACGUUCCACCAGAUGUAGUCCCACUUGUCUCGUCAUUUCAUGGGUCUAUUGAUGCUUCCUCACCUUUGCUGCUUGGUACUGAUGUUGAGGAUGUUUCUAGCUUGAAAUUUAAGGAUCCUGUCAAGUUCUUUGAUCAUGGUAAAGGAUUAAAUCACAGUGAAGGGACUUCGAUUAGCACUUCUAUUGGGCACAAACAAAUUGAUCAAGAUGAUGGAAAUCACGAAAAGAGGCGAAUGAUUGCUGCUUGGAGCAUAACUGUUGUCUGCACUGGCGUUCUCAUUCUCACAUAUUCUGCUUCUUCUGAGUACCUACCAAGGCUUCUACGUUUCACAUCUUGUACAGUGGGUGGGGGUCUUCUUUUGUGUGGUCUGAUCAUUCUAGCUUGCAUAGCUCAGGAUAAUGGGAGGCACAGCUUUGGCCACGCAGGAGGUUUCACUUGCCCUCUCGUUCCAUUCCUACCAGUUGCUUGCAUUCUAGUCAACACGUACUUGCUGGUGAAUCUGGGGGGUGGGACGUGGCUCCGAGUAUCAGUAUGGCUGUUGAUUGGAGCAGUUAUCUACUUGUUCUAUGGCCGGAGUCACAGCUCUCUGCUGAACGCCGUUUACGUUCCUACUGCGUAUGCAGAUAAGGUACAUCGUGCUUCAUCAAGUUACCCGGUUGGAGAAGAUUAGUGCAGCACAAGACAUGUUACUAAUUAUGAAUCACUACAAUCCCCAUGCUCUUAAGCAUUUUAACCCUUUUGUUGAAAAGCGAAGUGUUGAUGGGUUAUGGCCAUAUGCUUUUAGCAAAUUAAGUGCAUUUCUUUUGGCUGGCAGCCAAGCCAUUGCCAACCAAUUGUAUAGUUAUGUGAGCUGGGAAUCGAGAACAAAGUGUACAUAGCUCUCUUGUAUAGAUUAAAGCAUGUAUACCAGUCUCUACAUAGCUUCCUUGAUAUGUGCGUGCCAAGAACAUCUGGAUAUAUGGGCCUUUUGUUUCGCAAGAAACCAUCAAUAAGGAGUUAAGUACACACUAAGUCAACUAGAAACGGAAUACUUUAG